CAGCUUCCUGGGAGGGAUCCAGGGCACCUGCCCAAGACACCUGUUCCCAAGGAGAACUGAGGGCUGUGGAAGACACCAUCUCUGGGAGGUGCCCUGCUGGCUCCCUCACCUCCCUCUUGCAACCGGGAGCUGCAGAAGAGGAAGUCUUGGUCAUGCAAACCAGCAGCAAAAGCCCCAAAGCUGGAGCCGCUGAAGACCCCAUGGGCACUGUGCCCUACUUGGACAGGAUGCUGUUUCCAGCCGAGGCUAAGCAGAUGGAAGGGGGGGAGGGAACAGCACCCACUGUGGAUGUGGGUGCUGAGUCCAGUGAGAUCCCAGCGUGUCCUGUUGAUGAGAAGGGCCUGGCAGGUGGUACAGUGAGAGAGACAGAGAAUGACAGGCCGAGGACAGAAGAACUUUCCCAGGACCCGAAGAGGGGCGUGGCACAUGCUGAGCAUGUGAGCUCCAAGCCAGCCAGCUCGCUCACAGGGUUCCCUGACUUCAGGGAGCACAUCACCAAGAUCUUCGAGCAGUCUGUGCUGGGCGUUCUGACCGCCGAGAGGCCCCGGAGUGCCCCUGCUGAUAAGGCAGGGAGUGUAGUGGGCAAGGAUCUUGCCGUGUCAUUAGGCCCAGAGAAGCUUCUAGAUGGGAUACAAGGAGUAGCCAGCCCCUCUCUCCCUGCACUCCCUGCUGGACUCUGCAUGGAGAGGAAGCCAGAGUUGGCUGAGAUUUACCAUCCUGUUCUCCAGGUGCCAGCUAUGGGCCUGGGGUUGCUGGCCUCAGGGCAGAACCCACCAGGUGCUGGGGUAGGGGAGGUGAUGGUAGGUGCCCCACCCACAGUGAGGAGAAGCAGGGGGCCGGAGGGGGCUGGGGAGUCUCAGGCUCACUUGCAGUUGAGGAAGGCCGGGCAGGGCACAGCCUCUGGUCCUGCCUCGCAGGGGCCCUUGCAGGUGACUCCCAUGAGUUCUGGAGAAGCCUUGGAUCAAGCUGACAGACCUCCUUCUAGACAACAGCACCAGGGGACACCUGCUUGUGACGGGCAACCUGGGGAAGAUGGCCCUCAGGAUUCUGUUCGCCCAGAGUGGCCAGGCGAAGUGCCCAGCUCCACCUCUGUCCUGGGCACCUCUGCUCCCCAUGGCGGUGCUCUGACUGGGCCUGAGGCCAGUGAGGAGGACUGGACCCUGGACCUGCUUGGAGGUACUGCUGGUGUCCCAAGGGACCAGAGUGCCCUGGAGCCAGCAGCUGGAGAGGUGCCGGCCAUACCCCUGGACUCUAGCGAAAUGUCCGGAGCUGCUGGGGAAGCAGCCGCUGACAUCACACAGAGCCCAGCUGAGACACAGGCAUAUGACUCAAGUGACCUGCCUGAAACAGGUCCGACAGGGGUGCGCUCCAGGUCAGCUUGUGACACAGCCCUGCCAGGAGGCUGUUGGGGCCCAGGCCGCCCUGAUUCGGCUCAGUCCAUGGAAGACACAGCCAUCUCGUGCGAGGACAGCCCAGCUGGAUACCAGCAGGCUGUGGAACAGCUGAGGCGCGAGCACCCCACUCCUGCUGGGGUCAGGAAGAUGUGUGCCUCCUCACCUCCAGCACCUGGCGGUGCUCAGGACUGGAAGCUGCCAUGCUUGGUUCCAGAGGAGCUCCAGACUGCCACCAGUGUCUCGCCGGCUGCUGCUCAUGUGGCCCUCGCUCCCCCGGCCUCAGAACCUGCAGCCCAGCCUUCUGCCCCAUAUGUUGAUGGAGUAGCAGCUUCCACUGUGUCCUGCUGGGAUCCUGUCAAGGCUGUCUGCAGGAGUUCUGAUUCAGAAGAAGCAUUUGAGACUCCGGAGUCGACGACCCCCGUCAAAGCUCCCCCAGCCCCACCACCACCGCCCCCCGAAGUCAUCCCUGAACCUGAGAUCAGCAUACCACCACCCCCGGAAGAACCAGGCUGCAGCUCUGAGACGACCCCCGUGCCCGAUGGCCCACGGCACGACUCGGUGGAAGGCAGCCCUUUCCGGCCUCCCUCACACUCCUUCUCAGCUGUCUUCGAUGAAGACAAGCCCAUAGCCAGUAGUGGGACUUACAACUUGGACUUCGACAGCAUCGAGCUGGUCGACUCCUUCCAGAGCUCAGAGCCUCGCUGCCCAGACUCCAAGCCUCAGGAGUGCCCAGGGAGCACACGGAGGAAAUCCUCGGACUCUGUGCCUGCCUCCAAGUCCACGCUGCCCCGCUCCCUCAGCCUGCAAGCCGGAGACUUUGAUGGUGCUUCCUGCUCGGGCAGCCCUGAGGCCACGGCCCCUGCCGUGGAUGUGUACAGCACGGGUCCCAGCAGCGCGUCUAGCACCCUUAAGCGAGCUAAAAAGCCGAGGCCGCCAUCCUUGAAAAAGAAACACACCACCAAGAAGCCUGCAGAGACGCCCCCAGUGGAAGAGACGCAACCAGAGCCAGCCGACGAGGGACCUGUCCACGCUGAGGAGCAUGUAGCAUCAGAGACCAAAACGGAGCCAGCCAAGCCUGAGGGUUCCAGAACGGGCACGUCCGAGGAGAGUCCCCUGGAACCUGCAGCUGCAGCUGUACCCGACAGCACCUGCUCGCCAGCCUUGGAGGAUACGGAGGAAGCUGGUGCUCCAGCCCCGGCAGGUGGCAGAGGACAGAACUCUCCCCCAGUGCAAGCCUUGUCCAGCAGCACGGCCCCCGAGGCGGCAGAGGGGACCUCCACGGAAAGUGGGGGACAAGGAGACUCCCCUGCCAGAGGGCUGCCGGUGAGGCUGGAGUUUGACUACUCUGAGGACGGCCAGGGGGACAGCACCCCUCCUACCAAAAAGACAGGCAAAAAGCCCAUCACCAAGAUGCCCCUACGGAGGCCAAAGAUGAAAAAGACCCCCGAGAAACUGGACAACGCCCCUGCCUCACCCACCAGCUCCCCUGCUGAGCCCAGCGACAUCCCUAUCGCCAAAGGUACCUACACCUUUGAUCUUGACAAGUGGGAUGACCCCAACUUUAACCCCUUUUCUUCCACCUCAAAAAUGCAGGAGUCUCCCAAACUGCCCCAACAGUCCUACACCUUUGACCCCGAGGCCUGCGACGAGUCCGUUGACCCCUUUAAGACAUCCUGUAAGACCCCCAGCUCCCCAUCUAAGUCCCCAGCCUCCUUUGAGAUCCCAGCCAGUGCCAUCGAAGCCGGCGCUGUGGACGGGGACGGGCUAAACAAGCCCGCCAAGAAGAAGAAGACGCCCCUUAAGACGAUGGUUGAAGAUGUGAUGUCUGUGUGUUCUCUGUUUGACACAUUUAGGGUGAAAAAGUCGCCCAAACGGUCUCCUCUCUCUGACCCACCUUCUCAGGACCCCACGCCGGCCGCGACCCCGGAGGCCCCACCAGUCAUCUCCGCUGUGGUCCAUGCAACAGAUGAAGAGAAGUUGGCGGUUACCAGCCAGAAGUGGACAUGCAUGACGGUGGACCUGGAGGCCGACAAACAGGACUACCCCCAGCCCUCCGACCUGUCCACCUUUGUCAAUGAGACCAAAUUCAGUUCGCCUACAGAGGAGUUGGAUUACAGAAACUCCUAUGAAAUUGAAUAUAUGGAGAAGAUCGGCUCCUCCUUACCUCAGGACGAUGACGCCCCGAAGAAGCAGGCCUUGUACCUCAUGUUUGACGCUUCUCAGGAGAGCCCCGUCAAGUCUCCUCCUGCCCGAAUGUCUGACUCCCCAACCCCAUGUUCAGGGUCAAGUUUUGAGGAGACUGACGCCCUUGUGAACACCACAGCAAAGAUCCAACAUCCUGUCACCCGUGGGCUGGCCCCCAGCCAGGAGCCACCCAUGCAGGUGCCUGAGAAACCUUCACAGAAAGAGCUGGAGGCCAUGGCCUUGGGCACCCCCUCAGAGGCAGUGGAAAUUUCAGCUCCUGACGGUGCCUUUGCCUCUGCUGACGCCCUGCUCAGCAGGCUGGCUCGCCCCACCUCUCUCUGCGGUGCGCUGGACUGUCUGGAGCCCGACUUAGCUGAAAAGAACCCCCCAGUAUUUGCUCAGAAGUUACAGGAGGAGUUAGAGUUUGCCAUCAUGCGGAUAGAAGCCCUGAAGCUGGCCAGGCAGAUUGCCCUGGCUUCCAGGAGCCACCAGGACACCAAGAGAGAAGCUGCCCACCCCACAGAAGUCUCCAUCUCCAAGGCAGCCUUGUACUCCCGCAUGGGCACCUCCGACGUGGAGAAGCCUGCGGCCCUUCUGUUCCGGCAGCCGGACCUGGAUGCGGCGCUGCAGAUGGCCAGAGCAGAGAUCGUAACCAAGGAGAGAGAGGUCUCGGAGUGGAAAGACAAGUAUGAAGAAAGCAGGCGGGAAGUGAUGGAGAUGAGGAAGAUCGUGGCCGAGUAUGAGAAGACCAUCGCGCAGAUGAUUGAGGAUGAGCAGAGAGAGAAGUCGGUCUCCCACCAGACGGUACAGCAGCUGGUCCUGGAGAAAGAGCAGGCACUGGCUGACCUGAACUCUGUGGAGAAGUCCCUGGCUGACCUGUUCCGGAGAUACGAGAAGAUGAAGGAAGUCCUAGAAGGCUUCCGCAAGAAUGAGGAGGUACUAAAGAAGUGUGCACAGGAGUACUUGUCCCGUGUCAAGAAGGAGGAGCAGAGGUACCAGGCCCUAAAGGUGCACGCGGAGGAAAAGCUGGACAGGGCCAACGCUGAGAUCGCCCAGGUCCGAGGCAAGGCCCAGCAGGAGCAGGCCGCCUACCAGGCCAGCCUGCGGAAGGAGCAGCUGAGAGUGGAUGCGCUGGAGAGGACGCUGGAGCAGAAGAAUAAAGAGAUAGAAGAACUCACCAAGAUUUGUGAUGAGCUGAUCGCCAAAAUGGGGAAGAGCUAACUUUGACCCCAACGUCUGGACUUAACCGUUGCGUGCAAUACGACCGUGAGCACACUGCUGUGCUCCUGGUUCCACGGACAGGUGGUCUCACAUUUUUGUAUGCACUACUGUAUUUCCUUUCUAAAUAAAGUUGGUCUGAUCGCGGUA
This is a messenger RNA of Ochotona princeps (American pika), 4946 nucleotides long. Its product is annotated as transforming acidic coiled-coil-containing protein 2. Bases 153 to 4799 code for a protein of 1548 amino acids. Gene Ontology annotation, biological process: cerebral cortex development; mitotic spindle organization; cell population proliferation. NCBI's taxonomy places the organism in Eukaryota, Metazoa, Chordata, Mammalia, Lagomorpha, Ochotonidae. The record is from RefSeq and is a predicted model, not a curated record. Gene Ontology annotation, cellular component: cytoplasm. The transcript has 19 exons.